UGUUUGUUUGUUGAUACACUGUUCAAGAGUGUUAAGCGAUUAGGCACUCGAGAGGAACCAACCAAAGCAUACCCGUCGACGUUUUUAUUCAUCCCCAUCUGAAGCAACAGAAAACCCCCAAAACCCUAGAAUUUCAGGAUUCCUCUGCAAUCUCUGACACAAAGCGCGAGAGAUUGAGAGCAGCAACAGCAAUGGAGUUCGACGAGUAUGACUACUUGGAGAAGACGGUGGAGGACCAUGACGACAGAGAUUCGUCUAAGAAGACCAAAAAAGACAGCUCCGAGAAAACCUACCGGAAGCGCGACGAGCUCGACGACGAUCUAGACGCUGCCGCCUACGACGGGCGCAUCAAGAAAUCCAGGGCCGAGGAAGAGAACGGCUCCAGGAAGGAUCGGGAUGGCCGCGAUAGGGAGAAGGAGAAGGAGAAGGAAAGGGAGAGAGAGAGAAAGGAGAGGGAGAGGGACAGAGAACGAGAGGAGGGGUCCAGGAGGAGCAGGUCUCGUUCCGAGCGAGACAGAGACAGAGAGAGGGAACGUGAUUUUGACUCGAGAGAUGGCCGGAGACAGAGGGAAAAGAAAGAAGCUGCAGAGCCUGAGGCAGAUCCCGAAAGGGAUCAGCGAACUGUUUUUGCCUACCAGAUGCCUUUGAAGGCAACAGAGAGGGAUGUUUAUGAGUUCUUCUCUAAAGCUGGCAAGGUGAGGGAUGUUCGUCUUAUCAUGGAUAGGAACUCAAGAAGAUCUAAAGGAGUUGGGUAUAUUGAAUUUUAUGAUGUGAUGUCAGUGCCAAUGGCAAUUGCUCUCUCUGGCCAACUUCUCCUUGGACAGCCUGUGAUGGUUAAACCUUCUGAGGCUGAAAAGAACCUUGUUCAAUCUAAUACUACUAGUGGAGCUGCUGGUGUAGCAGGACCAUAUGGAGCUGUAGACAGGAAACUGUAUGUAGGGAACCUUCACUUCAACAUGACCGAGAGUCAACUGAGAGAGAUUUUUGAGCCAUUUGGUCCAGUGGAGCUUGUACAAUUGCCACUUGAUCUGGAAACUGGACAUUGCAAGGGUUUUGGGUUUGUUCAAUUUGCUCAUCUUGAGCAUUCCAAGGCAGCUCUGAGUUUAAAUGGAAAACUGGAAAUUGCUGGCAGGACUAUCAAGGUCUCAUCUGUAACUGAUCAUGUUGGAAGCCAAGAUACAACUGCGAAAUCUGCAGACUUCGAUGAUGAUGAAGGUGGAUUGGCUUUAAACGCUCAAUCAAGAGCUUUACUUAUGCAGAAGCUGGAUCGCUCUGGCAUUGCUGCUAGCAUUGGCGUUCCACCAGUUGUGAAUGGGUCGGCCCCUGCACAGCAAGCUGUUAGCUUGCCUAUUGGUAAUCCAGGCAUAAUACCAGCACCAACUCUCCCAACACAACUUAUGACUAACCCAGUUGCCGAGCCUGUUGGAACCCCCAGCGAGUGUUUACUGUUGAAGAAUAUGUUUGAUCCGGCCACUGAGACAGAACCAGAUUUUGAUUUAGACAUUAAAGAGGAUGUAGAAGAAGAGUGUUCUAAGUAUGGGCGGGUGAAGCAUAUCUCUGUUGACAAAAACAGUGCAGGUUUUGUGUAUUUGCAGUUUGAAACAGUGGAAGCAGCAAGUGCCGCUCAACGUGCAUUGCACCUGAGGUGGUUUGCACGUAGAUUGAUUUCAGCUUUGUUCAUGCAACCUCAGAUGUAUGAAGAGAAGUUUAAAGGGGAGGUUUGAUAGUGUGUGCUUCCGGGCCUUGUGGUGGCUCUUAAUGAUGACAAUCUGCAAAUUAUUUCUUAUGUUAGUUUUCAGAAAUCAAGUUCGCGUUUAUAAAUUUUGAUUUAUCACUCGUAUUUAGAUGUACGAAUACAGAAAUUCUACUGUGUAGGUGGGGGUUUUCACUUUCAUAAUUUGCUCGGUGACACACUUAUAUUCUACAUCAUGUUUACAAUUUUAUAGUUAAAUAGUACUUGUGUAAAAAUUUCUCUUAAUGUGAGAACUUUGAAAUGGCAGUAUGUAAAAAUAUUGAUUAA
Molecule: messenger RNA, 2020 nt
Organism: Arachis duranensis
Lineage: Eukaryota; Viridiplantae; Streptophyta; Magnoliopsida; Fabales; Fabaceae
Biological process (GO): mRNA processing
Cellular component (GO): nucleus
Molecular function (GO): RNA binding
Source: RefSeq, a predicted model, not a curated record